AUGGCGGCCACACGAUGUCGAAAUCUUGAAAAUUUGCUGAAAUUUAAGCCUAAAAGCAGGGAAAAGAGAAAGCGACUAUACAAAAACCUGGUCACCGCUCUUGUACAAUAUGAAAGAGUGGAGACGACGAUAAACAGAUGCCAUGAUUUGUCACGAGUGGCAGAAAGGGUGAGCCCAUGUAAAAUAUAUAGCUUUAAAAUAGAUUUGUAUAGGUAAUAGCAUGAUCAGUAGUGAUAUUUGGCAUAAACACCACGAAUGAUAUUUCGAAAUUGUUAUGCGUGAAAUUUGAGACAAUUCUGAAAUAUCACAAAUGGUAUUUAUGUCAAAUAUCACGUACAACACAGGGAAUUUUUGAUGAUUCCCAAAGUGGGAAAAAAACAGGAAAUUGGUGGGGUUUUCUUGGGUUUUGGUUGUAAUUUCCCAAAUUGGGAAAAUGCUACCAAAACCAAUAUUGGGUUCAAGUAAACCCAAUAAAAACCCGCGAAUUGGGAUUUUAGUGUACCAACUUUAACCCACGAAUGGAGUUUUCGCGUCCCAUAUUUAUCCCAUUAAUGGGAUUUUACCAACCCACAAAAACCCCAAAAAUGUGAUUCAAUUGUCCCAGUUGAACCCCAAUAGUGGGUUAAUACUGGGCCAUCUGAAACCCAAUGUACGGAUUAUAUUGGAACAGUAAUACCCCAACCAUGGGUUUUUAUUGCCCCAGGUAAUCCCCAAUUAGUGGUAUAAAGUUGGUCCACUUUUAUCCCAUUAAAGGGAUAGUAUUGGACCAAUUUAAACCCGAGGUAUGGGAAUAUAUUGGGAUAGUAAUACUCCAAAGAUGGGUUUUUAUUGCCUCAGUUGAUCUUCAAUAGUGGGAUGAAAUUGGCCUACAUAUUUCCUGAAUUAUGGGAUUUUUUUGGUCCAGAAUGUCAUUGUAAUCAAUCCAGCAGCCUUUAAAAAUAUUGGUCCAGUUGUAAAACACAAAAUAAAGGUUCGACAAUAUUAAAAUGGUUUACAGUAACAUUUAUUUUAGAUGACAAUGCAGGUGUCAAUUCAAACUGGUUGAUUGUUACUAAACAGGUAUUUAAUCUGUAUCUCUUUAUAUGUAUAUAUCGUCCAAAAAGUACAAUAUCAUUGAAAAAUGUAUCAUAAAAAUAUAUUAAACUGUUUAACUUAAGUUCAUUCAUCAAUCAUAGAGCAAUGCCGUUAUGCAGAGUCAUAUUGUCGAAGGCUAUUCCGUGCAUAUAUCAAACAGCUCAAUUCCUUUAUGAACACAUCAAAUGUCCCUUAAAUAACUUCAUUUACAUGGUUAAGAGCAACACUUAUAUCAGAACCACUAUGGUAUUUAGUUAUAGCUAAGUCCUACCUGGUAAAAAACAGCGUCAAGUCAUAAUUAUAAUAAAUGAACCAGUCUCUUGUAUAGUUUUUACAUAGCGAACAUGUCAGAACAUUCUUAUAUUUCCUCUAAUACAUCGAAGUCUUCGAUUUCAAUAUUCCGCCAGAAUAUGAUUAUUCUAAAGGAUUCCGUGGACGAUUUGCAGCAAAGACCACAGUCAUCUGUAGAAACAAACAAGGUGGAAACUUCAUCUAUAAAAACGAACAAAUAGCACCCGACAAGAGACGAUCUAGCCUCGUACGAUCUCAACGGAGCAACCAAACACGAGUUUCCACACGUACCUUCCUCUUUAAUGCGCGAUCCAGCUGAGUCAUUGUUUAAUAGAAGACGAUUUUGAAACAAGACAAAUGUAAGCAAACCUCACAAGUGAAUAUUUUGCGUUAAAAUCUUUGGAUGCAUUCAUUAUAAAGACAAUCCGUUUGCAAACCACUGUUGUACUGCACAGAAGUCCGCCUAAAGAUUUGAACCAAGAAAACCUGAUCUUGUACACAUUUCUAUUGGUUCAAAAGCCGCACGUGAUCGCGCGUCACUAAGCGAAGGCCUGGACGCCAGUUCAAGUACCAAACAUGGCGGCAAUUCGACGGCACGAUGGAGAAGAUUCUCUGUCUUUGAAAGCUUUAACUUGUGGUCCGUUUCAGAGUUAAAUGCACUUUGCCGACGCUCGCGAAGAGUAAAGCAGUGAGAAGAAAAUAUUGUAUUGUUCUCCCAGGUGAGGGAACCUUUGAAAAAAGGCAGCGGGCCUAUUCACAGAUGCAGCGAAAAAUGUAGUUCGCCGAAAACUCCACGCGAAGCAAUCUCAUUAAUCAGAUUGGGCUCGAGUAAUUGGGCAAAUUUCAGCUCUCAACAGAAGACACCUUGAUAUCGAGAAAAGUUAUGCGCCUAGUGGGAUCAUUUAUAGUUAAUUAUAUUGAAGCGGCUGCAUACGAUCAAGUGCGUGCACUGAAUUACCAUACUUUUGGUUUUCAAAUAAGCCAACGAAACUUAAACUGUUUUGUUCUAAACUUAGCAGAUAUGAUGUUUAUAAAAUUAAACUUUUUAAACAUUAGUUGUACAUUAUGUAUGUUGGUAUUUCAAGAGCAAUCUGUCAUUUCUUUCAAAACUAAACUCAACAUUUGGGAAGAUUUACUUGUUACCAAACAUUAUGUGUAUGAAAAAUAUUAUUCUUAAUCCUUUUCUGUUUUUGGAUUGGAAUUUAUUCAAUAUUUCCCAUAAAAGAAUAUAAUUAUUGGCCUAACCCUUACACUGUAAUGCUAACACAAGAUUACUGUAUAAUUUCCCACCCAAUAUAAUAGUCAUAAGAAUAAAAAAUCUAGAUUUAAUCAAAUCCUUUUCCAAGGUGGGGAUUUCUUGUCCCUUUCAUUCUCCAAAAUUGGGAAUAACAUGCUGCAAUAUUUCCCAACUUGUGGAAAAAUAGCCCCAUUAUUUUCCCAUAUUUUGGGAAAUAAACCCAUUGGUUUCCCAAUGUUGGGAUCUUGGAAUCUAUAAUGCAUAUUUUCCCAAACUAAACACAGCAUCGGGAAAACGUAACCCUAACUUUUAACCAACCCUUUCCCAAGGUGGGGAUUUCUUGUCCCUUGCAUUUCCCAAAAUUGGGAAUAACAUGUUGAAAUAUUUCCCAACUUGUGAAAAAAUAUUCCCAUCAUUUUCCCAUAUUCUGGGGAGAAAACCCAUUGGAUUCCCAACAUUGGUAUUUUAAAAAAUAUUUUGCUUCAUUUCCCAAAGUGAACCCAGCAUUGGGAAAAAUAAACCCGAACUUUUACCAAUCAUUUCCCAUGAGAGGAAAAUGUUGUCCCAAACAUUUCCCAAUAAUGGGAAAAAUCCCCAACAUUUUCCCAGUUUGGGAAUUACAAAAAGUUUCCUGUGCAAAUCAUGCUAUUAUUUGUUUAUACUACUACCCACAAACGGUUUGUAAUUUUCACAUGUAGGUAUUUCAAAUUAAGCUGAAAUACCACUGCUCUAAGCCAAUCAAAUUGCAGAAAUUUCUCAUGUAGUAGUAUAAGUAUAGGUAAUAGCAUGAUCAGUAGUGAUAUCUGGCAUAAACACCACGAAUGAUAUUUCGAAAUUGUUAUGCGUGAAAUUUGAGACGAUUUUGAAAUAUCACGAGAGGUAUUUAUGCCAAAUAUCAUGUACAAUUCAUGCUAUGUAAUAUUUGUUUAUACUACUACCCACAAAGGGUUUGUAAUUUUCACAUGUAGGUUUUUCAAAUUAAUCUGAAAUACCACUGCUCUGAGCCACUCAAAUUGCAGAAAUUUCUCAUGUAGUAGUAUAUUAGACGGAAGCCACCAGAAAAUUGAGUAAUUUUAAUUUUCAGUAGACAAAAACCUUGUACCAGAAUAAUUUAAAGUAUAUUGAAUUGUUUUUUACAUUUUUUCAAGGGCUAAAGAUGUAUUUAGUUAUCUGUAAUAACACCAAAGAAAAUUUUUAAUGGGAGCCUGAGAAAAUGAAUGUCAAAUUUCGCAAAAUGACAUUUAAAACAUGAAGUUUUCAGAAUUUUAUGUGUGUUUUCACAAUUCUUGCGAAAUUUGACAUUUUCUUGCACUCUCAUGAGAAAUUUUCUUUGGUAUUAUUACAGAUGACUAAUUACAUCUUUACCCCUUGAAAAAUGUAAAAAAGAAUGCAAUAUUCUUUAAAUUAUUCCGGUACAAGUAUUUUGUCCACUGAAAAUUUAAAUAGAUCAAUUUCCUGGUGAAUUCCGUCCUAAGCUUAAUGUUGUCUGGGAAGAAGGAUAUUUAUCAAAGCAUCACAAAAAGUUUCUGAAAAUCUCACUUCAUUAGAGCUCCUGUGCCCUAUCCUAAAAAAGCUAUCAACAGGGCCAUAAACUGACUGGGGGGGGGGGGGAAGGGGGGGGAGGGGGGUGGGGCAUAAUGGCUCAGUCAAUUACCACCCCCCCCCCCCCCCCUGGCAUUUUUUGGCCGUUUUUUCCCUUCUCAGUCCAGGGGGGGGGGAAUUUGUCAGAAAACCUUCGCCCGGGGGGGGGGCUUUUUUCCUUUUUUCUUGAAACAUGAGUUUAUUCUUUUUUUUUUACUGCUACAGACAACACUGAGAUUUAAACAAUGUACAUAAACGAAGACCUUCCGAAAUGACAAUAACACUCCACACUUAGUGGCUCACGACGGCCCCAAAAAUCCGUGUGUUGAGAGAGGGGGAGAUGUUGUGGGGGGGGGGUGAGUGGGGUGAUCAAGAGGGUGGGGCAUAAUGGCUCAGUCAAUUACCAUCCUCCCCUCCACCCCUGGCAUUUGUUGGUCAUUUGUUACCUUGUCAGUCCAGGUGGUGGGGAAUUUGUCAGAAAACCUCUGCCCAGGGGUGGGGCAUUUUUCCAUUUUUCUAGAAACAGCAUUGUUCCUUUUUCAAUAGUUCACUCAAAAUAUGCCCAUUUAGAAAGCUAUUGGUAUUCUAUAAAGCAGAUUUUAUGUGUGGUUUUGCUCCAUCACACUUGGGCACACUUGGAAUUGACUGAGCCAUAACCUGGUCCAGGAGGUUGAAAUUUUCUAUUCUGUGGUUUUUUUCUGCAGGAAGGAAAUUUUGGCAGGUAUUUUUUGGGUGCCUUGAUUUAAAUAGGGAAUAAGUUUGGGGGUAUUCAAAACAGUCUGAACAUUGGUGUUGUACUGGGCGUGUAUGCCAGCCACGUAGCACUAGACUUAAGGCUCAAAGAGUUUGUUUUUUGGUUCCAGAUGAUUGACCUUGCUAAACAAGGAAAUGAAGAAACAAUAAACAGCUGGAUAACAGUGAGUAAAUUUUUUAGAUUCCCUAUGGCGUCAAUUUGCACUAUAAUUGCAUUCAGGGCCUAGCCUCCUCCAGACACUCACAUAGCGUAAACUAACAUGGGGAUGAGGCUGGUGUGUGUUUAACCCUUUAAACCCUAAGAUCAAAAUUUGAAUUCUCAUUUGUUGCCCCUAUUCAUUUCCUACAGAAGUAGUUGGGAGAAGUUGAAAAAAUAUCAAGCAAAUUCAUCUUGUGUGAUCAUGUCUGUAAUUCUCAUGACCACUCUGUUUAACAAAGCACUGAUAUUACAAGGAGAAAUUUGAUGCUGAUCACUGUUAGGGCUGAAGGGGUGAAUACAGGUCUAUUUUACAGAAAAUAUGGGAGGACUUGUGUCUGCUUAAUAUGGGUUCGUCUUGACACAGGAAUUUUUUUUUGUGAUCUUCUAGAAAAAAGAGUUGAUCCCCAAAGUGUUUGGCCACCUUUUGCCUCGUUAUGAAGACAAGGUGAGUGGGUACACAAAGGUGUACAAAAUACCACCACGCAAAACAGAUACUGCCAAGAUGGGAAUUGUGGAAUUUGUUGGAAAUGAACUUCCUCCUCUACUGCCGUCAGAUGAUGAACUAAGAAAACUCCGACUAGAAAAACUGAGAGACAUGAGUAGAAAAGGAAUUCCUAUCAAUGGAACACCUGUGUGA
This is a messenger RNA of Porites evermanni, 5772 nucleotides long. Lineage: Eukaryota; Metazoa; Cnidaria; Anthozoa; Scleractinia; Poritidae. The record is from the annotation of a GenBank genome assembly.